Messenger RNA from Drosophila eugracilis, 1122 nucleotides. RefSeq names its product chromobox protein homolog 2-like. The transcript has a single exon. Bases 2 to 943 code for a protein of 313 amino acids. Gene Ontology annotation, biological process: heterochromatin formation. NCBI's taxonomy places the organism in Eukaryota, Metazoa, Arthropoda, Insecta, Diptera, Drosophilidae. The record is from RefSeq and is a predicted model, not a curated record.
GAUGCCAGCUAAAAGAACAAACAUGUCCAGUGAGCCGCCGGAAAAACAAAAUGACUCCACCUCUAAACCCAUUACUCCGGAUGAAAAUGAGUUUAUAGUGGAGAAGAUCAUUGGAAAGCGCUUCGCACGCGGACGACCACAGUAUUUAAUUAAAUGGUUGGGCUUUCCGGAGAAGGAUAAUAGCUGGGAGCCCCUGGAGGGAGUGGCGCACUGCUCUACACUGCUGGCUGACUUCGAGGCAGAGCUCUUUAGCCGCAAUCAGCAGGUGGCGUCGGGAAGCAACAAGAAGUCCAAAGGAAAGAAGCAGCGAAAUGAUUCAGGCAGCAAGAAGGCCCCUGAACUGUAUCGGGAUCUAGGAAACGGGAUCGCAAAUGUGACGAAGUCUCUUGAAAACUCGAAGGGUCGCGGUCGUGGACGCAAAUCAAAGUUCAAGAAUGAUAAGACUCCAGCCGCACCACCAUCGCCUUCCUUGGACACAGCGCCAGCGACACAAAAAGCAAGUGAACUUAGCGGCUCGGUGUCAAACAGUAAGGGGCAGUCGAAGAAGCCACUUGAAAACAAAUUAGAAUCACCACAAUCGCUCAUGAAACCACAAAUUGGGGCAGUUAGCCUCAGCGAAGUGGACACGUCGUUCUCAGAGAUGCAGCUCAACGACCAGGUCACAAAAGGUCGGGCUCUGUCUGAACAAAGCUCCAGUAGCGAUUCAGAUAGUGCAUCUGGACAGGCCUGGAGAAUGCCACCGUGCACCGAACCCUUUGGGGUGAGGCGCGGUCUGGAGCUGGAGAAGGUGCACCACAGCUUUAAGGUUCGCGAUGUUGUUAUAUUGUUUGUCACUUGGAAGGAUUGCUCGACGAUGGAUGCUGUGCCUUUGGACGACAUCAAGCAUGCUUACCCUAUGCCAAUAAUUAAGUAUUUUCAGUCUUUGAAGAGGUCGACUGAGUGAAGUGUUAAGUCUUAGACUCGUAUAUUAAAUGUUAUGCUAGAGGCUAAAGGUAAAAUACAAAUAAAAGCCAAAGAGCUUUCAGUGGAGAGGAUCGCUGGAAUGCGCUUCAUGCGCAGGCGUUCACUGUUUUUAGAUAAACGGAUGGAUCCUUACUACUGUUCGAACUCGAGGCUAUAAGA